Caenorhabditis elegans is the source of this 882-nucleotide messenger RNA. RefSeq names its product Serpentine Receptor, class BC (Class B-like) (gene srbc-26). The record is from RefSeq and is marked reviewed. The transcript has 6 exons. Lineage: Eukaryota; Metazoa; Nematoda; Chromadorea; Rhabditida; Rhabditidae. Bases 1 to 882 code for a protein of 293 amino acids.
AUGGAAACACCCCGUUUGUCAGGUAGCUUGGUGCUAUCAAUAAAUCUGUUCGGUGUCAUUUGUUCAAUUUUCUCGUGUAUUAUGAAUAUUUUUAUAUUGAAGAAAGAAAAAAAAAAGAAUGAGAUGGUUCUAUUUUGUUUUCGUUAUUUCUUAGCCGCUGUUUACGGAUUGACCGUUGCAAUUCAUAUUUUGUCUGUGAUACUUUACAAUUUCUAUAAUCAGGAUAGUCUUGAUCUUCAUACUUUUACAGUUCUCGCAGCAUUUUUCAGUUCAAAUAUACUAACAAUGCGAGGAAUUGUGACCCUUACGAUCUCCGUUGAAAGAGUUAUAGCAGUUUGCACACCACUGAUUUUUCGGUACUAUCGUCCAAUGAUUCCGAAUAAUGUGAUUCUAACUCUAAUAUUGUUUUACGGUCUGUUCGAGUAUUUCAUUUUGUAUGUCAUUUGCAAUUACCAAUUAAAUGUACCGUACAAUUGUGUGAACGUUGGUUGUGCCAUGAAUUCAUGCUUUCGUCAAUAUUUCCGGCCGUUGAAAUUAAUUAUAUAUGGCCCCACUUUAUUGUUCGCAAUCAUUUUAUCAUUUAAGUUAAUCUGCAAAGCAAAUAAAACUAAAAACAACGAUGCUACCAUGAACAGGGCAAAUCGACUCGCGCUGAUUGAUGUUAUAAUUAUAUUCUUUUUUGAUGUUCUGCUGAGCAUUUUUUUGACCGUCUUUGACCAAAAUAAUCUGCUCACUAACUCUGGACCAUUUGCAUCAGUUUUAAGAGAACUUGGAUGUUCUAUUGAAGCUUUGUUAGUUUUUCGUCUUGUGAGACAAAAAAGUAAUGUAGCAUGCACCCCCACAACAAGCAAACACAACGUUAUGGUCAAAAACGUGAAAUAG